AUGUCAAGAGAUCUCAACGUUGACAUUCACAAUACCUCGUCAGGGGUUGACGACGUCGAUGUCAGCUCCGUACUGUCACAACCGCUGCCAACGGAGCCAGCGCCUGCACGAACGGAAGCAAUGUCGCUACUCGAACUUCAAAAGCAACUCGACGCCGACAUUUCGCGGCACAUGGCGGUUCUCACAUACAAUGGCGUCAAUAUGGCAACACCUCUGAUAGAUCCGCACGGCUUUCCGCUUGGCAACAAAGACCUGAUGGCAAUCCGAUCUGCGAGGCAACGCAUCAACGUGCUCCGUAACGACUCGAAAGCGCUGCGCGACCGUAUCUCCAAGCUCCUAGAGCUGGCGAUCAACGGUGAUGCUCUUCCACCAUCAUCAUCAGUGGCCGCAACGGCUUCAACAAGGGGCACAACAGGAUCACAGCAAGAGCUCAGAGCGUUUGCCAUCGUAAACAGCGUAGCAGACAAUAGUCCGGCUCAGACAGCAGGAUUGGAAGCAGGCGAUCAGAUCCUUAAGUUCGGUCGGGUGACGGCGGAGGACCCGGAGGGCUUGGGUGCAUUGGCUGCAUUGGCUGCACCAGGAGUGGUUGUAGACGGCGCAGGAAUAGAGCUGCUGGUGCAGAGAGAAGGUGUAGCGGAUACUGUCGUCUUGACGUUGAUUCCUAGGGCAGGCUGGGGUGGAAGAGGACUGCUCGGCUGUCAUUUGCUCCCUUUGUAG
This is a messenger RNA of Ustilago hordei, 717 nucleotides long. RefSeq lists its product as uncharacterized. Gene Ontology annotation, biological process: proteasome regulatory particle assembly. Lineage: Eukaryota; Fungi; Basidiomycota; Ustilaginomycetes; Ustilaginales; Ustilaginaceae. Gene Ontology annotation, molecular function: protein binding. The record is from RefSeq and is a predicted model, not a curated record. Gene Ontology annotation, cellular component: nucleus; cytoplasm. The transcript has a single exon. The coding region runs from base 1 to 717 and encodes 238 amino acids.